This is a messenger RNA of Ostreobium quekettii, 687 nucleotides long. The record is from the annotation of a GenBank genome assembly. NCBI's taxonomy places the organism in Eukaryota, Viridiplantae, Chlorophyta, Ulvophyceae, Bryopsidales, Ostreobiaceae.
AUGGGCCUGGCCCCGGCGCCGCUGCCGCUGCCGCCGGCAUCCGAAGGACAGAAGCAGCUCUUAGCGCAGGGAGAGGGGACGGGCCAGCGACUGGACGCCCUUUACAGGAUGUACUGCGGACAGCAGGCUGCGGGGGCGGCCUACGGCGCGGCGCCGCAGCCCAGGGUGCCGCUGCCCAACAGCGACGACGAGCUCGUGUACGUCAACGCAAAGCAGUACCGCUGCAUUCUGAGGCGUCGGCAGCAGCGCGCCAAGGCGGAGCAGGGGCAGAAGCUGCUGAAGACGCGCAAGCCCUACCUGCACGAGUCCCGGCACAACCACGCGACGCGGCGAGUGCGCGGCGCCGGCGGCCGGUUCCUCAACGCGGAGGAGGCGGCGCGCGUGCUGGCGGAGGCCCAGAAGGCCGGCGAGGGCGCCGGCAAGUCGCCCAGCAGCGAUGCCGCGCGGGACGAUCCUGAAAGCCAAGAAGGGGACCGCGAGGUCGAGAUGCAGCCAGAGGGGCGGGGGCGGGGCGAUCGGCAGAGCGGGACUGGCGCGUCGGGCGGUUCGCCGCCGUCGAGACCCGAAGGGAAGGCGGCAGGAAGGCAGCGCCCGGACGGUGCGUCAUCCAGGGAUGGCGGCGGGGAUGGCCAGAGCCAAAGCGGAAGUGGCGAGAUGGAGGGGCGGGAUGCGGCGCAGGGCGGGUGA